AUGCGCCUCACAAACGCUCUUCUCCUCAGCUUCUCGGCGCGGGCCAUCGCUCAGCCUGUCGUCAACGGCAUGCGCGCCAGGGCAGAUGACCCCAAGCCCACCUGGGCCGUUGUCAAUGUCGACGGCAGCAACGGUGAUGGCGACUGCGACGACUGCGAUUCGGCCACCGUCACCGUCACCAAGGCGCCGAAGCCUACGACCGUCACCCACCGCGUGACCGAUACUGUCGUUCGCGUCUCCUCGGUGCCCGUCAUCUCGAUCGUGCCUGUCAAAGGCAAGCCUGACAAAUCCCCGGUCACUGUGACCGUGUACGGGCCAACGGCGACGACUUUGACAACCUCCUCGACCUCGACGAGCGCGACAUCGACCUCCACAUCGACGACAACAUCAGUAACAACGCCGACAACUGCACCGUCGACUUCGACCUCUGCAUCCACGACGACAACAUCGAGCUCCUCCACCAGCACGGUGACGUCUACCACCCUUCCUGUCGCUCCUGCUCCUCAACCUGAGCCCACACCUUCUACUACGCCUUCAGUGCCUCUGCCUGACCCUGCAUCGACCACCACCAUCUCCACCUCCACCUCCACGGCCGCCGCCGUGCCUCCCAUCUGGGCGCCCGAGCCCGAGCUGCCUUCUUCGGCACCGGUCUGGUCUCCUGAGCCUGCGCCGACCACAUCUCUUCCUGCCGGAUGGGAGCCGACGUCCAUACCUGCGCCGUCCAACUCUGCACCUGUUAUUGGCGCGCCAGGGCCUUCGACCGUGUCUUCCUCGAUUGAGGUCUCCUCGGCCCUGCCCUCUGCCAAUGCCUCACAGCCCUCUGUGCCUGUGUGGUCAGCACCCAGCGCUGUGCCCUCAGAGUCUGUCAGCUCAGCGGGGCCCACGAGCUGGGCGCCCACGCCGACGACUCUCGUCACUCUCAUCUCAAGCAUCACGGAGGCUCCCGUGCCGGAGUCGACAACUCACACUCCCGACGAUGGGCUCUGGUACAGCGCCAAGUACCCACCGCACCACAAUGGGACCGAGGGUCGCUUCUGGAAGUAA
Messenger RNA from Verticillium nonalfalfae, 1044 nucleotides. RefSeq lists its product as uncharacterized. NCBI's taxonomy places the organism in Eukaryota, Fungi, Ascomycota, Sordariomycetes, Glomerellales, Plectosphaerellaceae. The transcript has a single exon. The coding region runs from base 1 to 1044 and encodes 347 amino acids. The record is from RefSeq and is a predicted model, not a curated record.